AUGGUAAACAUCACUGCGCUUGCCACGGAGGCGCUGAAGCCUGGUUCGACGGACGAUAUUCUCGUUCAACAUGGUGGAUUAUUAUUCACAGAGCUGUGUGCGCGCUGGAUCCAGUCUGGCGCUGACACAGAGGCCAAAGUGGCGGCUUUUGGACGAAUUCUAGCACUUGCGCCUCAUCUUGCCGAGCACGUGGAACGUUUUUUGGACAAUAAUUCGAAUUCGUCCAUAAUUGGCCCUCAGGCUGCAAAUUCUUCAGAAGCGCAGACACUUACUUUGCGCGAUUCGGAUUUGGUCGAAGUGUUGCUUGGAACUUUUCGACUUCUCAGCUACGACUGCAAGACUUUCUCUCACUAUGUACGGCCCCGUGUUGUGGAGAGUCUGUUUCGCCACCAAGAUCGAGUUGUACGGUAUUUGGCUGUACGAGUAUUUUGCUUGUAUGUUCAUACAGCAGAUUAUGCAACACAAGAGAGGAUCAAAAGAAUAGUUGGAGGCGGAGAUAUUGACGGAUUCUGGGAAGGACGUCAAAUCGAUUACCGGUUCCUAUCAUUAUGGGAAGAAAAGAGAUGGAAAGAUUUGCAGGAGAACAUGGAUCGGCAGAAUGAGAGCGCCACGGAGCGUUCUGUAUCUAUAGAUCAAGAACUAUCGCCUUACACGGUCAACGUCAGUGGCGUCCUUUUGCCCCGGUUAGAUGGACAUCCUUCGGAGGAGAUGCCUUCUGAACUUGUAUCCACAGCCACCACAGAAGCCAAUCUAAAGAACAUCGCCCAUGGUCUCCUUCAAUCGAGUCCAAUUCUGCUCACUGGUCUUGCCGGGUCUGGAAAAACUUUCCUUACCCGUCACUUUGCCUGGCAGUUGAAUAAGCUGGAAAAAAUGGUUACUCUCCAUCUUAACGAGCAAAGUGAUGCGAAGCUUUUGAUCGGAAUGUACACUACUGGUACAAAACCAGGGACGUUCAGCUGGCGGGCAGGUGUUUUGACCACAGCUGUUCGAGAGGGGAGAUGGAUCUUCAUCGAAGACUUGGAUCGAGCACCAAACGAGGUUAUCAGCACACUUUUGCCUCUAAUAGAACGCGGUGAACUUCUCAUUCCUAGCCGGGGAGAAACCAUACGAGCGGCGCGAGGAUUCCGCAUCAUUGCGACAAUGCGGAGUACUCUCAAUCCACGAGGCCAGGAGAUCGUACCCCGUCAAAACAUGAUAGGCCAUCGAUUUUGGAACUGCAUUACAGUUCGAAUGUCCCAAUUGGAUGAGUUCAGACACAUAAUACACGAAAAGUACCCGAUAUUGCAGAAGCAUCUGUCCAGUAUUAUGCAGGUCUAUGCUCGACUUCUCAACCUCUACUCGGACGCAAAAUUCUCAUCUGAGAACGGAACUUCACUUCGUGCUUUGACUCCAAGAGACCUUCUGAAGUGGUGCGAUCGGAUAUCCAUACUACUCGCACAAGCCACGUUUAGUGACGCGCAGAAAGACGACAUCUUCAUGGAGGCCUUUGAUUGCUUUGCAGGAAGCUUACGUAGCGAAUUGGCCCGUCAGAUGGUAAUGGACUGUGUGGCCGAAGAGCUCCAUAUCGAUCCACAGCGACGCGAUCAUCUACUGAGAAACCGGGAGGUAAAACUGCAUUUACCAUCGAAGACAACAUCUUCCGGUACCAUUCAGAUAGGCCGCGCCAGAUUAUCUAAGCAUAAGUCGUCGAAAAAAGCAGGCACCGGACGACCAUUCUCCACCAACGACUACACGUUGCGUUUACUGGAAAAAGUUGCUGUAGCAGUUGAUCGUCAAGAACCGCUUCUUCUCGUUGGUGAGACAGGUACUGGAAAGACAACCUGCAUCCAGUAUCUGGCAGAGCAGCUUGGUCGCAAGCUUGUAGCAUUCAACUUGUCUCAGCAAAGUGAAAGUGGAGACUUGCUCGGUGGUUUCAAACCGGUCAAUGUCCGCAGUCUCAUCAUCCCACUCAAAGAUGAAUUCGAUGAGAUUUUCGACACUACUUUUUCGAGGAAGAAGAACUUGCGGUUUCUCGAGAUGCUGGGUAAGCGUGUAGCAAAGGGCGAGUGGAAUCGCGUUUGUGCACUUUGGCGCGAGGCGUUGAAGAUGGUUGAUGCAGCCAGAAAAAAGCAUGAGUCGCACACUUCAUCCCCAGAUCCUGAAGGUGGCCAGCCUAAGAAGAAGCGGAAAACUGACACUUUGCCGGCGAACUUCCCCACUGCACGAUGGGAAAAGUUCGCAUCUGAUCUACAAAAUCUCGAAGCUCAGCUCGCUAGUGGCUCAGAAGCAUUCGCAUUCUCUUUCCUCGAGGGUAACAUUGUAAAAGCAGUGAGAAAUGGCGACUGGGUACUUCUCGACGAAAUCAAUUUGGCAUCUUCAGACACUCUAGAGGCGCUGACGGAUCUCUUGGGCGGCGGCCCGGAUGGUAAUCCGUCCAUUCUUUUGACCGAGACUGGCAAUGUUGAGCGAGUAGUUGCGCAUCCGAACUUCAGGGUAUUCGCGGCUAUGAACCCCGCAACAGACGUAGGCAAGAAAGACCUACCUCCAGGCAUCCGGUCGAGAUUCACUGAGCUAUACGUUGAAAGUCCAGACAGUGACGAGAAGAGUUUACGCAAUAUUGUAGAGAAGUACCUAGGCGGUGAUGGUACAGACCCGGCAAUUGUUCGAGUAGCACGAGAUGUUACCAGUCUCUACCUUGAGAUCCAGAGGCAUGCCAAAGCCAAUAUGCUCGUGGACGGUGCAGACCAAAAAGCUCAUUUCAGUUUGCGAACUUUAACACGAACACUUUCAUACGCCCGAGACAUCUCACCACUAUGCAGUAUCCGACGAGCGCUGUACGAAGGAUUCCAUAUGAGUUUCUUGACGUUCCUAGGCAAAGCUUCAGAAGAUUUGGUUGCCCCUCUGAUUACCAAGUAUCUGUUCCCUCAGAAAGCAUCAAUGAAGGCUGAACUCGGCAAGCCACUCCAGCAGCCGUCAGAUGGCCGAGGACAUGUGAAACAGGGCCAUUACUGGCUUCGUCAAGGUGCACAUCAAGUCGAAGAGCAAUCACAUUACAUCAUCACACCGUUCGUGCAGCGAAACAUGAACAAUCUCAUUCGAGCGGCCUCGACACGGAAGUAUCCAGUACUCAUACAAGGCCCUACCUCUUCAGGUAAAACAAGUAUGAUCGAGUACUUGGCCAAAAGAUCUGGUAACAAGUUUGUUCGAAUCAAUAAUCACGAACAUACCGACCUCCAGGAAUAUCUCGGUUCUUACAUUUCUGGCGCCGAUGGUAAGCUCAUCUUCCAGGAGGGUAUCCUUGUACGAGCUUUGCGGGAGGGUCACUGGAUAGUGCUUGACGAACUUAAUCUGGCACCUACGGAUGUUCUUGAGGCACUCAACCGUCUUCUUGAUGACAAUCGUGAGCUGUUAAUUCCAGAAACGCAGGAAAUCAUUCGUCCCCACGAAGACUUCAUGCUGUUCGCUACGCAAAACCCAGCAGGUCUUUACGGUGGACGCAAAGUGUUAUCAAGAGCUUUCCGUAACCGUUUUCUGGAAUUGCAUUUCGACGACAUACCUGUGGAAGAGCUUACUGAAAUCUUGCAUCGCCGUACCAUGAUUCCUGAGACAUGGUGCAAACGCAUUGUUAAAGUUUACCGAGAACUGUCUAUUCUGCGGCAAGAGAAUCGUAUCUUUGAGCAAAAGAGUUUCGCCACACUUCGAGACUUGUUCAGAUGGGCUCAGCGAAAAGCAGACACAAUCCAAGACCUUGCGAAUAACGGAUACAUGCUGCUUGCUGAACGCGUCCGUAAAGAAGAAGAACGUGUCGCAGUCAAGAAGAUUUUGGAGACUGUGAUGAGUGAGAGGGGCCCCAGAGUGACAAUUGACGAGGACCAGCUAUUCAGUGUGGAUAGCCUGUCAAACAUUGAGGGCCUUGGCAAGGGGGUCUCGACUGCCAACAGCAAUGUGGUGUGGACUCGCGCGAUGCGCAGGCUGUCCGUUCUUGUUGCUUAUGCGCUUCGCAACAAGGAGCCUGUCUUGCUCAUUGGAGAAACGGGAUGUGGAAAGACGACAGUCUGCCAGCUACUUGCAGAUCAGUUCAACAACCGGCUUCACGUUGUUAACGCUCACCAGAACACUGAGACGGGUGACUUGAUUGGUGCCCAGCGACCUAUCCGAAAUCGAGCCGCCAUUGAAGAAUCGGUCAAGGAGAAAGUGUUGGAGAGCCUUGCGAACGUUCCCAGCGAGAUCCUCCAACAUGACCCACACUCAAUGGGAUACGAGGACCUGCUGUCGCUGUAUGAUAGUGUUGUCAAGAGUUUCCCUGAUUCAAUACCGGCUGAGACCCGAAACGAUAUACAAGUCCACCGAGUCAAAGCCGGAGCGUUGUUCGAAUGGUCAGAUGGUAGCUUAGUGCAUGCGAUGAAGCAAGGUCACUACUUCCUUCUCGAUGAGAUUUCGUUGGCUGAUGAUUCUGUUCUUGAACGCUUGAACAGUGUUUUGGAGCCAUCUCGCACUAUCCUACUUGCCGAAAAGGGGCCUAUAGACUCCUUGAUCACAGCAAACAAAGGCUUCCAAUUCCUUGCAACCAUGAAUCCAGGUGGAGAUUAUGGCAAGAAAGAGCUCUCACCCGCGCUUCGCAACCGCUUUACUGAAAUCUGGGUUCCGGCAAUGUCUGACCUCGAUGACAUUUUGGAAAUUGUACGAUCAAAGCUGAAGCCGGAACUUGUCAACUAUGCUGGUGUCGUUGUAUCGUUUUCGCAAUGGUUCAACGAUAAGUACAAUACCUCGGUCGCUUCCUCCAUAUCCAUUCGUGAUACUCUAGCAUGGGUUUCGUUUGUGAAUAACUCUGCCCAUCACAACCCGAUUUUUAGCAUUGUGCAUGGCGCUGCGAUGGUUUUUAUCGAUACCCUUGGUGCUAAUCCUGCAGGACUUUUGGCAAUCUCUGCAUCAACAAUCAAUGCGGAGAAAAAGGCAUGCCUCGACCAUCUUAGCCAGCUACUGGGGACGGAUAUCACGCCCAUGUACUAUGGUCCUAUCGACAUCGUGAACACGGACGAAGUCUUCCAACUAGGUGCCUUCUCAAUUUCAAAGUUCUCGCUAGCAUCGUCGCAAGCAUCUACUUUUGCGCUUGAAGCUCCAACGACACAGUCCAAUGCGAUGCGCGUCGUCCGCGCACUCCAAUUACCAAAGCCAAUCUUACUGGAAGGAAAUCCCGGUGUGGGUAAAACUACGCUCGUGACCGCUCUUGCGAAAGCCAUUGGCAAGCCAUUGACACGACUCAAUCUGUCUGAGCAGACAGAUUUGAUGGAUCUGUUUGGUUCUGACGUACCAGUGGAGGGUGGAGCUGCGGGAACAUUCGCCUGGCGCGAUGCAUCUUUCCUCAAAGCCAUGAAGAGUGGCGAUUGGGUCUUACUUGAUGAAAUGAAUCUGGCAUCUCAGUCGGUACUUGAAGGUCUCAAUGCUGUACUUGACCAUCGUGGUGAGGUAUAUAUCUCUGAGUUGGACCAGACAUUCCACAAGCAUCCGGAUUUCAGGGUCUUCGCAGCACAGAACCCUCAUCACCAAGGUGGCGGCCGCAAAGGUCUGCCUGCUUCUUUUGUCAACCGAUUCACAGUGGUAUACGCAGAUGUCUUCCGACCAGAAGACUUGAUCCUCAUCUGCGAAAAGAUCUUCCCAUCCAUCGAAAAGCAAGAAGUCACCAAACUAAUCCGCUUCGUGGCUGAGUUGGACGAGCAAGUAGUCAAUCGUCGCGCUUUUGGAAAUCUUGGCGCCCCAUGGGAGUUCAAUUUACGAGAUACGCUGCGCUGGCUUCAGCUCCUAGCCAGAACUGACUUUCCAGGGUCAGCAAGAGACUUUCUUGAUGUUAUCUUUGUGCAGAGAUUCCGAGCCGAAAACGACCGCAAUCGACUGCUCAAGUUGUUUGAAAGCCAAUAUGGUGCCCAUGACUCUCGAAUGAGCCUCUUCCACAACUUGAGUCCGAGCGCCAUUCAAAUAGGCCUUGGUCUGCUUCCUCGAGAUGCCGCUGUCACCCGUUCAGAUGCCGUGUCACCACUUCAUGUUUCUCAGCUCGGACCCAUGGAAGCUCUCGUAGUCAGUGUCAAGCAAAACUGGCCAGUCAUUAUCGUUGGUCCGCCGGGCUCAGGCAAAACUGCCGUGAUUAACCAGCUAGCAAGUUAUGUUGGCACUGACCUUGUCACUUUCUCCAUGAAUGCAGAUGUAGAUGCGAUGGAUCUUGUUGGUGGAUAUGAGCAGGUCGACCCUAUGCGAGAAGUACAUCAAUGCCUCCAGAAGGUCGAGGCAAUGGUCCGGAGAUACAUUGCAGCCUCUGAGCAGCCUCAGCCAGCCUACAUCGAACUGUUGGAAUUCAUCCAAGCAGGUUCCGCCAUGCGUAUUACUGAAAAUUUGCGCCCAAUCCUUGACCUAAUUUCAACUAUCGAUGUUGAAGGGGUUAUGCUGGCUCAAAACUUACAAAGCUCACUUCAGGCUUCAAGUGAGCAGAUUGAUGGCGCUCGUUUCCAAUGGGUUGAUGGUAUUCUCAUUCGAGCGCUCGAGCAAGGCAAAUGGCUGGUUCUUGACAACGCGAAUCUCUGCUCAAGUGCUGUUCUUGAUCGACUGAACUCUUUACUGGAACCGAACGGCUAUCUUUCUAUCAACGAACAUUCGACUUCCGAUGGGGAGGCGCGCAUAGUGCGACCACAUCCCAACUUUCGCAUCUUCAUGACCAUGGACCCAAAAUACGGCGAGCUUUCCAGAGCUAUGCGCAACAGAGCAGUUGAGAUAUGUCUGCUUGAGUCAGAUCAAGACAAGAAGGUGGUUCAUAAACCGGUCGUACAAUACGCCCUCGACUCAACUAGCUAUCGCUUCCGCAGCUUUCAAAAUCACCAGGAACACCUCUCCAUGACUUUGCAGCAGCAUUUCGAGAGCUUUACUAUACAAGAUAACGAAUUGCUAAAGAGCUUCACAAACCAAGUUCGACAAGGGCUCGUGUCUAAUGCAUCAAGUCAAACGAAUGGCGUUGCCAACAACAACGACAUGCAAUUGGACCUUGCUAAGCCGGCAGCUCUACUGGGGGAUAAAGUUUCACAUAUUGUGCAUUUCCUUACAGGUACAUGGGGGCCGCGUUCACAGGCGCUAUCAGGACGACUUGCGACUGGUACACUAGUGCAGCUACUUCCGUUCCAUCCUUUGCUGAACGAGCUCUUUGUCAGUCAAACGGAAGCAUCCAAGGACUUCAGCAUAACUAGUGCAUCGAUUUAUGAAGUCAUGCUUGACCUAUACAACAUGCAGAAAGCUGUUCAAGAGCUACCAUCUGCGCGAUUUGAACGGCGAAAGGAAAAGCAAAAGCUGCCUGCUUUCCUGCAUGCUUAUUGCCAAGGGCUGAUAAAACUCAUCGAUGGAUUCUGGAAAGCACUCCAAGAAGACCAGCAAAUUGGUAUCGCAUUCCUCAAGCCACUGAGGAGAAUGUUUUGGGCCUUUCAUGAGCUUGCCACUGCUCCAACCUUCGAUCGCGCAACGUUCCAGACAUAUCUAAAGAUGUUAGCGUCUGCGAUUCCCAAAUCCGACUCAUCGCUCCCUGUUGUUCAGACACUCUCCGUAACUCUCUCCAAGCAGGUUGGUACCUUUGGGGCCGAUGUCCAGUUGACAACGGGACUAGGCAUGGAACGCAUCUGGCGUGUGUUCAAGCCAUCGACACCCAAGGAUCAGCAACAGUUGGCAGCUAUUCUUGAGCUAGAGGCUUUGGCUGAUAGAUUCGAUGCUAUUAUGUGGCAGUCAAUUCUUCGCGUAAAUGAAAUGAUUCAGAUACGCGAACGUAUCGCCAGUUCCCUGGACCUAGUUCGAAGAGAUCAAGUGGAUGCUCGGGAGCUCGUCACCGCACUCAAUGCCGCAAUCCAAGAGCUUGAGAAAGGUAUUGGAGAAGACAGCAUGCUCAUCACACCCUACUUUGAGGAAGAGUUCGAAGGUCUAUGCCAGUUCUUGGAUGUCGCGUGUCAAGACGAGUCUGCCGUGCAAAACAUACUUCCCACAGCUGUUAUUACAGCCACACGAGCCAAGUCAUCUCUCUUUGCCCGGAGACCGACAAAAUCCUCUCACGACAUUCCUGUAGAUUCUCAGAGUGCAUCGGAGCAAUUUGCGAAAUUUUACCGCUACCUGGGCCUUACGCGCCAAACAGCGAAUACGAUGGUAAUUCAGGACCGAUUCCAUACAUCAGUGAUUAGGAAACUCUAUGGAGCAGACGAUGUAAAGCUCGCGCAGCUUGACCGUUUUGAGAUCGAACUCCAAGUGCUAUCACAGCAGAUGUCAUUGGAUGCGAAUCUCAUAACCAACGGCCAGAACAAUGCCCUGAGGGAUCUUUAUACCAAAAUCUACAACCAGCUUAUCGCAUCUCAUUCGAAUGAAGUCCUGCGAAUUGUAGACCAAAGCCGGAUAGAGUUCUUCCCCGACACAAACAUUCACGAGACAUAUCGAUCAACUCUGGAGCACGGUAUAGAAUCCUACUUUAAAGCUUCUACUUCUGUUAUAGACGCUGCUGCUUGGGUACGGCUGGGUUUGUUCGGACUCCAGUUCAUCGAGAAGGACACUCUGUUGAACGCAUUGAGUGCUUUGAGACAAUUUCAAAUCGAUUUCACUGGUCAAGAUACUAGCCUUCACAUCCGGCAGAUUGAGGAGACUAUCAACAAUAUGGGUGAAGAACCACCAGUACCAGCAAUUGUCCGCCCUGCUAUAUCCGAGCUUGACAGCCUGCAAGGCGAAUUCACAAACCUUCUCAGUACUAUACAGCCUCUCCUUAAUCAUUCCAUUUCAAUGGAAGAAGCUAUUUGCGAUCAAACGCUGCAACAAAAUCUUAUUCGAAUUGUGCAGCGCCUGACUGAAGGUUAUCGAGCGUAUGACGACAUCACAGACACUGCAGUCGGGUUCCUUGUAUGCCUUCAGGUUGGUCUCAUACUGGGCCAGAUGGAAAAAGAGAGGACACUUCACAAUGCUACCGGAAACAGCAUUUCUUAUAUCACAUCGAGAACCCCUUUCUUUGGGCAGUCGCAGCCUUUGGAAAAGCCAGAGUUGCUCUUGCGGACUAUGGAGGCAGGUUUGGGUCAGUCGAACCACGUUGUAGACUUGAGGUGGCACACUCUACACUCCAUGCUCUUCCUUAAAAGCACAGAUCCUCAAACUUUGGCUCGCCCCGUAGCCAGGAAUCUACUGCACGAUCUGUUCGCUAGUCUGUACGGCGAUUGGAAGACCAAACUUCUCCACGAUCAAGAGAAAGAAGCUAAGAAUUCGAGCUUAUACACGUACCGAGGGCUAGACGAUGACACAGAUGAGAAUGAUCCAACCCUCUUUCCCGACUACGAGGCGGAACCAGAAUCACAGGACAAGCAGCCCACGUUACCAUCGAAUUCUCGAGAUUAUGCCAUUCGACUUGCUGAUAUUCAUUCCGAACUUUUCAUCAACGGUAGAAACGCUUCAGACUCUAUAAAAUUUUUGCUAGAGUGGUGCACCGCUGAACUCAACCGUAUUUCGGACGGUAGAGGACACGGUAGUAAACACGAAGAUGCGCUCCCGGCUAUCUACCUCGCUUUGGAUAAGAAGAUCAAUGCUUUAUCCUCAAGUCAUGCAGAAAGACAUUAUAACUUCUACUUCGAUUCCAAUCUUUCUGAGACCAAGCGGUUCAUUGCGCUCAUACAUCGUAUUCAAUCUCGUUAUCGUCAAAUUCGGAAUGUGUGGCCAGAGCAUGCCACACUCUCAGACGUUCUACGCACGUGCGACGAAGCUCUUGAGUUCCGACACGUUGAUCCAGUGGCCAAGUUCAUUACCAAAGCCGAGAAACUCCAUGCUUAUAUGCAUGAAUGGCAAACUGUCACCAGUAAAGAGUACAGUGCUGCUGGACUGUACGAUGAUCUGACCAAACUACUUGUCAGUUGGCGACAACUUGAGCUCACUACCUGGGCACGGCUGUUCGACAUGGAAGAAGACAAGUAUCGGAGUGAUGCCAAGAGUUGGUUCUGCGUGGCAUACGAAAUGAUCAUUGCUGCUUCGGAAAGCACUGAUGAUGACAAGGGUCUUCAAGUUCAUGCCAAAGAACUACUCAAGUCAUUGGAGGGUUUCUUUGAGACAACGACCCUUGGCCAGUUUGAACAGCGCAUCAAGCUCCUACAACAACUUCGUGAACACGCGUUCAUGCGUAUGCAAGAUGUAGAUGCAUUCCGAACUGUGUAUACGUCGCUAAGCAAUUUCCUUGCCUACUACUCACGCCUCGAGAAGCCGGUGCACGAAAUGAUCGCCAAAGGUCGACAGAGUCUGGAAAAGCAGAUUGUAGACGUGAUCAAGCUUGCCAGCUGGAAAGACACGAACAUUGAGGUGCUGAAACAGAGUGCGAAAACGAACCACAGGAAACUCACCAAGUUAGUCCGCAAAUUCAGGGCGAUACUUAGCCAACCCGUAUCCAGCAUCACAAGGGCGGGCUUCCCUGAUGAAACCCACCUUUUGCAGGAUGUUUCCUUGAUGGCAGUCAGCACAGCCGUCAACCCUGCAGCACUUGAAAUCUGCGAAAGUAGUAUACCAGGAUGGAUGGAGCGGCCAGCGCGUUUCAAGAAUUUGGGCAUCACUGCGUCCAUGAUGCGCAAUCUUGCUACACCAAAGGCAGAUUCUGUGGAUGGCGCUUCAUACAUUAGCGAGUUCAUCAGUGAGCUCUCGACAUCAAUUGUUGAGCUUCAAAAGGCCACGCCAACCACACUUACAGAAGAAAACAAGGCAUCUGUUCAGCAUCUUAAGACACAAAAACGCAAACUCUAUGCCGAUACCAUGAAGGAACUGCGGCAAAUGGGUGUCAACUCUAAUCUGAGUGUAGAUACACUGGUCAAGCAGGAUGAGCUUUCGACAAUUCUUUCAACAAUACCGCUAGUUAGGUGUGACCAGGAUAUCGGACGAGCAGCAGAGUACCAUUUACACAAAGCUCUCAACAUCAUGCCGCAAGUCCGUUCAGUCACUAGGGAGCAUUCUGGCGAUCUAACUCCGAACGACGUAGCAAGAAGCAUUGGCUAUUUAGAGGGUUUGCUGCAUGCAUCUCUCAGACAGCGUAUGAUACUAAGCAGAGCUGCACAAUGCCUUGAGCAGAUCCGUAUUCCGCUUUCCACAAUUGCAGAGCUUAGUAAUCCGGAUCUUGGAAAUAUUGCUUGGGUGAACGAAGAACAUCUCGAAGCUGCCACAUUUACCCAAACUCAGCUUCGAUGGCUCUCUGCUAUGUUGACAACCGGUACAGAAAUUGUCAACGCGCAGGCAAAGCUUGGAAAGACCAAUGAAAUUGACCGUCUGAUCCACCAGAUGCGAGAGAAGGCUGUCAAGACCUCUGAGCUUGCAGACUUGCGUGACCAACUCCCAAAGUUACCGCCUAAUCUUCAAUCUGAAUCGCAUGAAGCUUUGACCAAGUCCAUCAAUAUUCACUUGGCGGAUCUUCGGAACGCUUUCCAGGAAUGGCAUGCUGGUAGUGACAUGAUAAGACCAAUCCUUCGGCAUAUCGAACCAUUUUUGUUCGACUAUCCUCGUACGGACCUUGCUCUACCUCGAGAGAACCCACACACCACACUCGAUGCUCAUGUAAAAGAAGUGUUCUCUUCUUUGGAUCUUGUUCUGGGAUCAAUGCAGGAUAUCGAAGUAGCGAUGCAGACCAUCCCCGCUUCAACAGACGAUGCUUCUUGGCUCGUCAAGGAAGAGCAAGCACUUUCUGGUGCUCUGAAUUCCUUACAUGCGCCACAGAUUAGCGAAAGCUUAACGUCAAUACUCGAUAAGAUUCAGCUACUCUACAAGGACGCCAAUCUGAAAUCUAUGGCAGCUUUGCUCUCUUCUCUCAAGCCAAUCCUUGAGCAGUAUAUGGCAUGUCACAAAUCUAUCUUGAAGCGCUUCGAUGCAUUGCAUGCAUCGACAGCAAAUCUGCUGCAUCGUUUGUCAAAGUCUUUCAUUCAGAUUGGAACGCAAGGCUUCUGUCAACCUUCGGAAAAGUCUGACGACAACCAGAAGGGCAAAGAUGACAAGCUCGAGUCGGGAACUGGUCUGGGUGAGGGCGAAGGUGCUGAAGAUAUUUCCAAAGACAUUGAAGAUGACGAAGAUUUGGAUGAUCUAGCACAAGAGCAGAAAGGCGAAAGAGAGGGCAGUAUCGAGGAACAAGAAGAUGCCGUUGACAUGGGAGACAAGGAAAUGGAAGGUGAGAGCGAGCAGGUGGAGGAAAAAGAAGAGAAGGGCGAUGAGUCUGGUGAAGAAGGGGACGACGAUGCGCAGAGCGAAGUUGGUAGUGUUGAUGAUCUUGGCCCUAGCGCUGUCGACGAGAAGAUGUGGGAUGAUGGCAGUAAAGAAGAGGACGCGAAAGACAAGGAGGGCAAAGAGGAUGUAGGUACAGAGGAUCAGAACGAGCAGGUUGCUUCUGAUCAGAAAGAAAAAGAAAAGAGCGGCGAGGACGGCGAAGACGGCGAAGAGGAGGAGAAGGACGAAAAGAAAGAUGGUCAAGAGGAUGAAGAGAUGGAAAUGGAAGGUGAAGACCAGGAAGAGAAUGUUGGAGCUGGUGAGACCGAGCAGAUGGACCCGAAUGCAAAAGAAGAAGAGACACUGGAUCUCCCUGAAGAUCUUAACAUGGAUGGGCAAGACAACCAAGACAAGAAAGACGACGACCUUGGCGAUAUGGAUAUGGAUGAUGAUCUCCCUGACGAUCAACCAGAUCUUGAGGCCGAGCCCGAUCUCCCUGAUACCAUGGAUGAAGAAGUUCUUGCUGAACAAGAGGGUGAAGAAGAAAAAGAGACAUCUGGUCACAUCGAAGAUGAAGAACAACCUGAAGGCGAACAAGAAGAGGAGAUUGACGAGCCAAUGGAUGAUGACGCCGCUCCACUGCCGGACGAUAAAAUUCCAGAAGACGAAAAGCGUGACAAAAAAGAUACCGACCAGGCUGAUUUGAAUGCUGAGGCCGGCGCUGGUAUCGAGGCAAAUGAAGAGGCACACAAGAACAAAAACGAACAAGCUUCUGCUAGCGCUGCGAAUCAAGAUGAAGGCCAAGAAGGAGAUUCUACCGAACAGCAACAAGCACCUACAACUGAAGAAGGCCAACUUGGAGAGACAACAGCCCCAGAAGCUGGUGGUCACGGCGAACAACCUGAAGAAACUCAUGAGAAGCAGUCUUUCAAGAAGCUGGGUGAUGUACUGGAAAAGUGGUACAAUCAGCAAAAGCGGAUCCAGGAUGCCAAGGAAAAGGACGAAACUCAGACACAGCAGAUUGACAAAGAGAUCGAUAUGGCUGAUGCGGACUUUGAGCAUCUUGGAGACGAGGAGCAACAAGCCGAUACUCAAGCUCUAGGCACCGCGAACGAGGAUCAGGCUAAGGCUUUGGACCAUGAUAUGGCAAUGCCAAUGAAUGAGGAAGAGGAAAAGAUGCCCAUUCGGCCUGAAGACAACGAUGAUGAGUUGACUGGAGCUAAUAAGGAUGUUGAUAUGGAGGAUGCCGAGCCGCAGGAUGAUCAGGGUCAGGAUCAGGAGGCACAACAAACACAGUCCAAUGCAAUGGAAGGUCAGCCGCAAGCUUUUGUCGGAGAGCAGCGCCCACUGCCUGAGCACGAUGAUGAGGAUAUGGCUGAUGAUAUCUCACUCGACGAUGACAUUGCAUCAACCACUUCUUCUGCCGACAACAUCGAGACUCAGCUAUCUCUAACACAUCUUGACCCGUCUUCCAUGGACCCAACAUCUGCUCGCGCCCUCUGGCUCGCUCAUGAGGCGUCAACGCACUCGCUCUCUCAACAGCUUACCGAACAUCUCCGUCUCAUUCUUGCACCCACCCUUGCUACCAAGCUUCGCGGUGACUUCAGAACUGGAAAGCGCCUCAACCUCAAGCGCAUCAUUCCUUACAUCGCAUCAGGCUACAAACGAGACAAGAUCUGGCUUCGACGCAGCAUGCCAAGCAAGAGAAGUUACCAAGUCAUGAUUGCGCUUGACAACAGUGGCAGUAUGGCUGAUAGCGGAGCUAGCAAUCUUGCGCUCAAAACCCUCACGCUUGUCACUCGCUCUCUUUCAAUGUUGGAAGUUGGCGAAGUCAGCGUUAUUGGCUUCGGUGAUGAAGUUAAUGUCGCCCAUGAUUUCGAUAAGCCCUUUACGUCCGAAGCUGGAGUACGAGUUUUCGAGCAGUUCGGCUUUGAUGCGAAGAAGACAAAUGUAAGAGGCUUAGUCGACAAGAGUCUGGAGUUGUUUAAAGACGCCAGACAGAAGGGCAGUAGCUCUGCGGGCGAAGACCUCUGGCAAUUGAUGCUCAUCGUCAGUGAUGGUAUUUGUGACAAUCACGCCGAGAUUCAACGUCUUAUCCGCAAAGCCCAAGAAGAGCGCGUUAUGAUUGUCUUCAUUGUCAUCGAUAGCUCGGCUACAGCUCCUUCUGUAUCUGCACCAAAGCUGUCUGAUGAACCCGCAGCGCAGCCGCCAGCGCCAGUCAAGGAGCAACCGAAGACAUCUAUCCUAGAUCUGGAAUCAGUCAUUUUCACGCCUGAAGGCAAGAUCGUGAGGCACAAGUAUAUGGAACAGUUUCCAUUCAGGUAUUACCUGGUCGUGAGGGAUGUGAGGGAACUGCCGGGUGUACUUGCUGGGGCUUUGAGGCAGUGGUUUGGAGAGGUUGCAGGAAGUGCCUGAGUGCCAUGACAUCUAUCGCAAUACCUUGAAUCUGAGGGUUGCGUUAAAUCAAAGCACUUUCUGGAGAAGCAGUGGUAAUUAUUUAGGAGUAUGGAGAAUCAUAUGGGUGUGGGGUAACAUGAUUUUCACUUUCAGGCGUUAUACAACAAUUGUCUUACUGUCAACAUUUUCCUUGCGAGGCGUAGUACUAGAACAUGCAUUCAGCAUGAUAUUGAAAUCACUUCAGCUUACAAAAUUGGGGGCCAUGCAUGACCUGAUGCAUAGUUGACCCGAGCACUUUUCUGCUGUUAUCAGGCUGAUUCGCUCUUAUCCCACCCAGUCGUGUAACCAUCGGUCUAUGUAUAUCGACGGGUGUUUGUGCCUGCAACAAUCAAUCAAGCU
Molecule: messenger RNA, 14985 nt
Organism: Bipolaris sorokiniana ND90Pr
Lineage: Eukaryota; Fungi; Ascomycota; Dothideomycetes; Pleosporales; Pleosporaceae
Exons: 2
Coding region: 1-14604 (4867 amino acids)
Biological process (GO): ribosomal large subunit assembly; rRNA processing
Cellular component (GO): nucleus; preribosome, large subunit precursor
Molecular function (GO): ATP hydrolysis activity; ATP binding
Source: RefSeq, a predicted model, not a curated record